This is a messenger RNA of Fraxinus pennsylvanica, 2421 nucleotides long. The record is from the annotation of a GenBank genome assembly. Lineage: Eukaryota; Viridiplantae; Streptophyta; Magnoliopsida; Lamiales; Oleaceae.
AUGAGAAGCCAAACUCUUCGAUCUUUUUACCUUCUCUUUUUACUUGUAUUUUUCUUCUCCUUCAAUUCUGCAACUUCAAAAUCUCAUCUUCAGUUGAGAAGGGGUGAUUCUUUAUCUGUUGAGGACGAUCAAGAUUUCCUCACCUCCCCAGAUAACUCAUUUACUUGUGGUUUUCUUAACUUAGAAAAUUCUAAUGCCUACUGGUUUGCCAUUUGGUUCACAAAUUCUAAAGAAAAAACCGUCGUCUGGACCGCAAAUCGGGACAGGCCGGUUAACGGCCACGGUUCGGAAGUACACCUCAGGGGAGAUGGAACCAUGCUCUUAACAGACGUUGGUGACACUGUUGUAUGGCAGACAAAUACCACCACAACUGAUGUUGCAAUAGCUAAGGUUCUGAAUUCAGGCAACCUCGUAUUGGAGAAUCCACAAGGUGAUAUUCUCUGGCAAAGUUUUGAUUUUCCUACAGAUACUCUUUUACCUUUACAAACACUUACUAAGAAUAAAAGAUUGACAUCUGCAUUAAGAAAAAGGAGUUAUGAAUCAGGUUACUUUAAUUUGUAUUUUGGAAGUGAUAAUGUUUUGAGAUUGAUAUCGGAUACGCCCGAUACAUCAAGCAAUUAUUGGCCUAAUCCUGAUUUUGAUGUGUAUAGAAAUGGAAGAACAAAUUAUAAUAGUAGCAGAGUGGCAUUUUUGGAUGAUAUGGGCAGGUUUCUGUCAAGUGAUCAAUUGCAAAUUAAUGCUUCUGAUAUGGGAUAUGGGAUUAAAAGGAGGAUGACAAUAGAUUAUGAUGGGAAUCUUAGGAUUUAUAGCUUGAUGAACUCGACGGGAUCGUGGGAAAUAACAUGGCAAGCUCUUGGACAACCUUGUAGUGUACGCGGUGUGUGUGGAAGAAACGCGGUGUGUGUUUAUGCACCGGAUCCUCAGUGUGCGUGUCCUCCUGGGUUCGAGGUGAAUGAUCCAAGUGACUGGAAUGCUGGUUGCAAGGCAACGUUCAACGAGACUCUCUUACAUUCUCGACAAGUGAAAUUCGUGGAGAUACCUCAUGUGGAUUUCUAUGGUUUUGAUCUCAAUACGACUUCUCCAUUGACAUUGGAAGCUUGCAGGGAUAUGUGCGCGAGUGAUUUUCGUUGCCUUGCGUUUAGCUACCGGAUUUUGGGACAAGGAUUCUGUCUUGUGAAAAGUGCACUCCUUAAUGGCUAUGAAACUCCAGAUUUCCCUGCAAGUAUAUACAUUAAAGUUCCAAGCAGUGUGCAACCACCAAAUCCUUCAAUUCUAUAUGAAUCCAGAACAAUGUGUGGAUCUACAGAAGCAGAACACAUCGUAGGAUCUCCUUCUAUGUAUGACUUCGUCCCGAAAAGAGUGAAAUGGAUUUACAUCUACUCAUUUUGUGCAGCAUUGGGAGCAAUUGAAAUAACGCUCAUUGUAUUAGGCUGGUGGUUUUUGUUUAGAAAACACGGUAUCCCAGCUUCAGUCGAGGCUGGAUAUCGCAUGAUAUCUAGCAAUUUCAAGAGGUAUACUUAUGCUGAACUGAAGAAAGCAACCAACAAUUUUAAGAGUGAGCUAGGAAGAGGAGGUUCGGGUAUAGUUUAUAUGGGUGUAUUAUCAGAUGGUAGGGAAGUAGCAGUCAAGAAGCUGGGGGAUGUGUUUCAAGCCCAAGAUGAGUAUUCAGCAGAAAUCAGCACCAUAGGAAAGAUCAAUCACAUGAAUCUAGUGAGAAUUUGGGGGUUUUGCUCAGAAAGAAAGCAUCGACUCUUAGUCUAUGAGUACAUCGAUAACUUGUCACUCGACAAGCAUCUUUUCGACUCUAAUAUCCUCACAUGGAAACAAAGGUUUGCGGUGGCAAUGGGGACAGCCAAAGGCUUAGCCUACCUUCACCACGAGUGUCUUGAAUGGGUAAUCCAUUGUGAUGUGAAACCCGAAAAUAUACUUCUAGAUGGAGAAUUUCAACCCAAGAUUGCAGAUUUCGGGUUAGCAAAACUGUCUCAGAGAGGCGGCCCUGGUUCCGAAUUCACCAGAAUUCGAGGGACAAAAGGCUACAUGGCUCCAGAAUGGGCUCUAAACCAUCCGAUUACAGCUAAAGUCGACGUGUAUGGAUAUGGUGUCGUAAUCUUGGAGAUGGUAAGGGGAAUUAGACUUUCGAAUUGGGAGGUCGAUGAUGAAUAUGAGAACGAAGCAGCACUCACGAGUUUCGUUAGGACAGUGAAGAAAAAAAUUGAGCGUGGAAACUCCUUUUGGGUGGAGAGUUUUGUUGAUCCGAGAUUGAAAGGGAAUUUUAGCAGAAAACAGGCAGAAACAUUGGUUCAAUUAGGCCUUUCAUGUGUAGAAGAAGACAGAAACAAGCGCCCAACAAUGGCUUCUGUGGUACAAACUCUACUCGAAUGUGAAGAUGAUACAGAAGUCCAGAUUUCAGACAACUUGUAA